UUACUUCUAUUUUUCAGAUUAUCAAAUGUCAACUAAUUUUUUAUUUUUUUAUUUAAUUUUUUUUUUCACAAAAAAAAACCCAAACUAGACUGACCCAUUCUUAAUCUUAAGAACUCUUUCACUUGCCUUCAAAAGAACUCUUUCACUUUGACAAGGCUAUCUGACUGGACUCACUGAACAUCAGACCCCCAUUUUCUCUCUACCAAUUUGACUUGUUGAAGGAGUUGCUGAUGGAGACUAAACUUGUAUGCUUACAUCGAACCAGUUUGUUAUUCAACCCUUUCGAAGCUCGUUCCUUUCGAUUGUCUUCUCCCUGCUCGUCGAAACCUAGUUUCCGGCCUCGAAUUUUGUCAUCAGGUUCAAUGAGCAACGGGGUGAAAUGUGCCUUGAAGUCUUACAAAUUAUCUGAACUUUCUAUGUCUGAGGUUGAUAAUCUUAAAUCUCGUCCCCGCAUCGAUUUUUCAUCUAUAUUUAGUGUGGUCCAACCCAUUGUUGAUGAUGUCCGCACUCGGGGUGAUGAUGCAGUGAAAGAAUAUACCGUCAAGUUUGACAAAGUCAAACUGGAUAAGGUGGUUGAAGAUGUUGCAGACUUACCAGAGCCUGAGCUUGAUCCCCAUAUAAAAAAGGCCUUCGAUGUUGCUUAUGACAAUAUCUAUGCAUUUCAUGCUGCUCAAAAGUCGGAGGAGAGAAGUGUUGAGAACAUGAAGGGAGUUAGGUGCAAACGUGUAGCAAGAAGCAUUGGCUCUGUGGGACUUUAUGUUCCGGGAGGGACUGCUGUAUUGCCAUCCACAGCUCUUAUGCUUUCAAUUCCUGCCAAAAUUGCGGGCUGCAAAACUGUAGUUCUUGCCACACCUCCAAGCCAGGAUGGCAGCAUAUGCAAGGAAGUCCUCUACUGUGCCAAGAAAGCUGGUGUCACUCAUAUCCUUAAAGCUGGAGGAGCUCAGGCCAUUUCUGCUAUGGCCUGGGGAACAUCUUCUUGCCCUAAGGUUGAGAAGGUCUUUGGACCAGGAAAUCAAUAUGUAACUGCUGCAAAGAUGAUCCUGCAGAAUAGUGAAGCUAUGAUCUCGAUUGACAUGCCUGCUGGCCCUUCAGAAGUUCUAGUGAUUGCUGACAAGUAUGCUAAUCCUGUUCAUGUUGCAGCAGACUUGCUUUCUCAGGCUGAACAUGGACCAGAUAGUCAGGUUGUUCUCGUAGUAGCUGGUGAUGGUGUGAAUCUAAAUGCUAUUGAGGAUGAAAUUAGCAAGCAAUGUCAAAAUCUACCUAGAGGGGAUUUUGCAUCAAAAGCAUUAUCUCAUAGUUUUAUCGUGUUCGCUUGUGAUAUGGUUGAGGCAGUCUCUUUCUCAAACUUGUACGCACCUGAGCAUCUAAUUAUUAAUGUACAAGAUGCUGAGAAAUGGGAGAGCUUCAUUGAGAAUGCAGGAUCUGUAUUUAUGGGCCAAUGGACACCUGAAAGUGUCGGAGAUUAUGCUAGUGGAACAAAUCAUGUCCUUCCUACAUAUGGUUAUGCAAGAAUGUAUGGUGGAGUGUCACUUGAUUCUUUCCAGAAGUAUAUAACAGUUCAAUCUCUGACUGAGGAAGGCCUAAGAAAUCUAGGCCCAUACGUGGCAGCCAUGGCUGACGUUGAGGGACUGGAAGCUCACAAGCGAGCUGUAACCUUAAGGCUUCAGGAUAUUGUGGCAAGGCAAGGGUCAAACUUGAGAUGAUACAGACGAACUGUGACCUUAAGUAUGUGAUUUGUCUUUGCUGUUUUGAGAUAAAGCUGGUGUAAGUGCCUCAGCCUCACAUUGAGGAUGUGUUGUGGAGUUGAUUUUGUAUUUUUGUUACUACUAGUACCCUGUACUCUAAAAUAAUGAAAUUGUAACAGAGAACUGUUGCAAUAUUUUUGAUCUUUCAUCACUUUUCAUCUUUCUAAUUUGGAUUUUUGGGUAAAUCUCAGAUGAUUGCCAACUACAUGAGAUUUUAGCCGAGGUCUCAAAAACAAGUUUCCUGAACUUUUAAUUCUUCUUGCAUCAUUUAUCCAUUAAUCUCUGUAAUUUUGUUUUA
Messenger RNA from Chenopodium quinoa (quinoa), 2043 nucleotides. RefSeq names its product histidinol dehydrogenase, chloroplastic-like. NCBI's taxonomy places the organism in Eukaryota, Viridiplantae, Streptophyta, Magnoliopsida, Caryophyllales, Amaranthaceae. The record is from RefSeq and is a predicted model, not a curated record. Gene Ontology annotation, biological process: L-histidine biosynthetic process. Bases 231 to 1703 code for a protein of 490 amino acids. The transcript is spliced from 15 exons. Gene Ontology annotation, molecular function: metal ion binding; histidinol dehydrogenase activity; NAD binding. Gene Ontology annotation, cellular component: cytoplasm; chloroplast stroma.